CUGCUGACACGGUAAGAGGGCACAGAGCUAGGGGAAGGGCCGAGCGAGCGAGCCAGAGAGCGUGUGUGCGAGGGAGAUUGACUCAUACAGACAGGCGUAGAACGACUUUUUCGUCUUCCAGAGAGCUGGAGAAGGGCGGCUCCCUAAGUCGACCGUCAGCACAAUCAGCAGCGACGAUGGUCAAUUCCAAGAGCAAGUUUGUGUCCAUGAGCCCUGAGGCGGUUCGGGGGGCCAUCUUGCUGACCCUGGUGGUGCAGAACUCCGCCCAGGCGAUCUUCAUGCGCUACUCGUUCAAGCCCAAGAGCCAGGUAGAGGGAGAGGACAAAGAAGCCGAGCCGGCGUCCUCGACGGCCGUGAUGAUGGCCGAGCUGUGCAAGCUCGCCUGCUCCAUACUCCUGCAGUACCGGGAUGACGGCAGCGUUCGGCACGUGGUCAAAACUCUCCGAGAGGACGUGUGGGAGAGGCCGGUGGAACUGGUCAAGAUGGCCGUUCCGGCGUGCCUCUACGUGGUCCAGAAUAAUCUCAACUACGUGGCCAUCAGCAACCUCGACGGGCCGACCUUCCAGCUCCUCUACCAGCUCAAGAUCCUCACCACGGCCUUGUUUUCCGUGCUCAUGCUCAAGAGGGUGCUCCACAUGAAGCAAUGGGGCGCGCUGGCGAUGCUGGCCGUCGGGGUAGGUCUUGUGCAGGUGUCGUCGAGCUCGAGCCAGAGCUCGGGGGAUUCCGAGGACGACGGUGUUGGCAUUGACGACGCCGAGGGGGAUGAAGAUGGAAGCGGGCAAAACCCUCUCUUGGGCCUGGUGAUGGUCCUCCUGGCUUGCUGCACGUCGGGCUUCGCCGGGGUGUACUUCGAGAAGGUGCUGAAGGGUACUUCGGUAUCGCUGUGGGUGCGCAACAUGCAGCUGUCUGGCUUCGGUAUCCUGUUGGGCGCGGGGUGCGUCUGGUUCAAGGACGGCCAGGCUGUGUCAGAGAACGGCUUCUUCUACGGGUACAACUACGCUGUGUGGAUGGCGAUUUUGCUGAACUCCAUGGGGGGGCUGGUGGUGGCGAUGGUCGUCAAAUACGCGGACAACGUCAUCAAGGGGUUCGCCACUUCGGUCUCUAUCGUGCUCACCGCUCUGAUUUCGUUCGUCUUGUUCGAUUUCCGGAUCUCCGUCAUGUUCGUGAUCGGCGCGUACUUCGUGCUCCACUCCACCUUCUUGUACUCCCAGAAGCCCCCCAAUGCCUCGAACUCCUCUUCAAACUCGUCCUCCUCCUCGGCGGACGGGGGGGCCGCGGCUAAGGGUGCCAACGGCUCGGGGGAGGGUGACGUGGAGAUCGCCGAGAAGGAGGUGCUCCUGAGGGGGGGUGGCGGGCAGGGUCACGUGUCGUCGUCAUCAUUGUCGUCGAUCGAAUCGCCCAGAAACGGGAGGCCGAGCGGGCCUCUCGCGCGAAAGAGCAACAGCAAGCUCGCAGAGCCGGUGUAACGGGAGGGGGGGGAUUCUGCUGGUGGUGCUUCUUUUUACUUCGCUGUUUGGUAGUCUCGUAGAUCCGAGCUUGGUGCCGUUGUGGCAACAUGACUCGAUGGAACGGAUGGGACGAGAGAAUCACCAGCAGCGGCGGCGGCGGCAGCAGCAGUGUCCUUGCAGCGUCAGACACAACGCAAUGUCACACGUCCUUCCCCUAGCGUGUGGGGGAUAUGUAGGAGCUACGGCAUAGACUGCUCUGGCCACAGACACAACAGAGCGGUCUGGCAGCAGGUGCACCAACUUCUUCGUGUGGUAUUGGCGGAGUGUUACGUCAGCCGACGUGAAAGUGCGGUGCAAGGAGCUUGGUACUAGAAGGAGCCGGAAUAGGCGUCGCCAGCGGUGUAGCGAUGCGGGCGCAGCUCUCGGGGGAGCCCGCAGAGCGGAGCGCACGCGGUUGGCCUUCCUGGCGUCUGCAGUGGAGGUUAUGCCGGCGAGCGUCAUGGGGGAGCCGAGGGAGGAGAAGUAGCGGAACAAGCACGGCGUGCUCCAACCGCUGAUGCGAGCUCACUCGCAUUGUUUCAUGAAGCGGCGGAAGGGGGUGUACCGUGGAGGCAUGCAAGCUGUGGCUCGCGGGGAGGAGGAGGAGGAGGCGUCGGGGCGACGCAGAAUGUCCUCAUUGUCGCUGGGAACGUCGGGUGAGGUUCUUCUGGCGGAAGGGCGGAUUACACCGAACGUGCUGUCUGAUCAUAAGCGGCGCUUCACUCCGGUGGGAUGAUGUCUGUGCCGUAUCUGUGAGGGUGACCACCCGUUGUGUCGCUGGUUUGCCGGUUCCGCACUGUGUUUAGGUUGCAAAUGGUCUGUUGGCACAGACGAGGUUGUUCAGUGCACGUAGCUACCUGUCGGCCGUGUGCCAUACUCUAUAUAUUUUUUUCAGUACGGGGCUGUACUGUCCACCCCUAUUCUUGUCGCAAAUCGGCCUGUAGGCCAGGCGACCGAUUGGUUGAUGCAGAAGAGGACUGACACACGGGAGGUUGAGUCAGACUCUCGAUGUGUGCGGGUACGUUUUUUUCUGUGCUGUGCAUGUAAACAUAUUAUUAUUCAUACUUUUCCAUUCAAUCCUGCCUUUUUUGGUCCUUGAAAACGCUGCAGGACGACGCAGGGCAUGGGUUUUGCCUCUUGCUGGUCCCUAGAGAACGUGUUUUGUGUUUCGUCGUUGUAUCGCGAAGUAGUCCGUCCCGUCCCUUGUUUUUUAAGUCUGCGUUCGCUGGACGCGGCCGCCAACCUUGGUUGUGAGGCUUGUGAAACCGCUGGCUACAACAGCGGUGGCUCGGAUACCCGCCGGUUGGAUGAGAAACACCGGUUUUGUUCCUGUACAGCACGCACCCACCGCGGCAGGACAGCUGCCCCCCAGCGUGUGUUCGUCCCGUUGUCAUUGGUCAACCGAUUCGGGCGGCCGAUGCCAACGAAAUGCAGCAAGGUGCUUUUAAGAGCAGUGGGUGAACGCCACGUCAGGGAACUAAAGCGCUUGUUUCAUCGCAGGACGAAAUUUUGCUGUGGGGGGGGCGUGGUGAUGCUUGCUUGUGAGCCCUGAUUUGGAAGAAAAGCGAGCUUGCUGGCGCUCCUCAUCGAUUCGGUUGUUGGAGUUCAGUGCCCUGGUAGAAGCGGGACAAGCAUCGUAAAUAACAUAUUUUCAUGUUUUGGUACCAUUAUUUUUCGUUAGGUUGCGUGAUUUCUCUUGCCGUUUCUUCCGGCCUUCCGCAUGUCUUUGCGAGUGGAUCUACCUUGCCCCGAGGAAAGUGGCGGUGUUGUCGGCCUACACCGGUUUCGCGGGGUGGGUAUUCCAUUCCGAACUUGUGAUUGUCGGAUGAUGACCAAAUUUACCAACUUGUGGUGACAUGGUGGCUUGUGUUGUUGUCAGCGGCAACAGCAGCACGUGUGGAGGUGCAGGGGAACCCGGUGCUCUCUGGUUAUCUAGCAAAGCAGCAGCAGCAGCGCCAGCGGCAUUCGACUGCGGAACCUACCACAGCGGCGGUGUGUUAACCAUUUUUGUAGGUAUUGCUUUCGAGUUGUAUGAAUUGCACUGGCCUGUGUUUCUUUACUUUCGAGGGUUUCGGAGAAAACCUUGGAGGGACGAGGGACUGGAUAACCCGUCUGUGAGAUGAGCGCCAGUUUGUUGAACGGGUCAGUUGUCAAUUGGUUAUGGUGGGAGUUACAGACGUUUUUUUUGUGAUGACCCGGGCGGGUUUGGAAAACCAAGAACUACUACCGGCUCCUCAAUACAGCAGUGGCCUAAAACUAUUUUCGGGCAGGUGUCCUUGCUUUUGUGUGCUUUGUAAUAUGUUGCUCUGUUGGUCUCAAAGAAAGAGCUUCUUGCCGAAUGUCCAGGCUUUCCAAUUCAACAAGCAACCGCCUCAAAAACCUGUUGCUGCAGUAGUGGG
This is a messenger RNA of Ectocarpus sp. CCAP 1310/34, 3886 nucleotides long. The record is from the annotation of a GenBank genome assembly. NCBI's taxonomy places the organism in Eukaryota, Phaeophyceae, Ectocarpales, Ectocarpaceae.